Molecule: messenger RNA, 288 nt
Organism: Knipowitschia caucasica
Lineage: Eukaryota; Metazoa; Chordata; Actinopteri; Gobiiformes; Gobiidae
Source: the annotation of a GenBank genome assembly
AUGCUGAGACUUUUGGGCAGAACCGCUCCAGCCUUCAAAUACCUCAGCGGCUUUGGGUUUUUCGAACCGCGCGUGAUCCUCUCGUGGGACAUCCCGGUGAGUGUGUUCCCUUCCCUCCACGGCCCGCCACCCACACCCACCCCCGCAGCUACAUCCCCGCGGGCCUCACUUUGGGGAUGUUGGGGAGCGGACCACUCUGUCGUGCUCUACUUGCUCCUGUCGCUUGCCUGUCGUCCCCCAAAGUUUUUUCCUCUUUUUUUCCAUCUCUUCCACCGGGAGACGUCCUGA